CAAGGUCACUCUUCAGAUCUCUCCAGGAAAGCUAGUUUUUGACAUGGCAGUAUGAAACUCCAAAACCGAAUUUAUUAAUUUCACCAAGGUUGGAGGUGAUCUCAAAGUAUGAUUCCCAAACCACGAAAGUGAUUUGAAAGUAUGAUUCCGAAACUUACAUGUAAAGUAUAAACCUAAUUUUCUAAAUCUCUCUGUUCCGGUCAUACAAUUUAACAAAACUUGACAGUAAUAAUACGAGUACUAUUGGUAGUUUACUUCACCCUUUCAAUGAAGAAAAAAAAAAAAAAACAGAGCAAGCUUUGGCAUUUAUUACGAAUUCGAGGGAAUAAAGUUGAGUCCUUUUCUGCUCGAACCGGAUCGAUUCUGCAUCCGGUUCGUUCCCCGGCGACAGUCAGCAGCCUCUCUCCACGCCAAUGAUAUACACGUUGACGAGAGUUUCGCUUCUCGGCUCUACCCGUAAGCUACGCUAUUCUUCUUCUUCUUCUUCUUCUUCUUGUUUUUCAUAUGAUUCUCUGAGAUGUCUCCAUCCUCUGUUGAGAAAUCUGAGCACAUCUGCUCAAAAAUUGGGUUUUGGAAACCCUAAUUACGGAUAUCCGAUGGGCAAUUCUUCACAUCACAUUGGCGGCGAUGUAAAUGGGUUUAACGUUGGGUUUCACCAGAAUUCAUAUGAGCAGAGCUUAAACCCAGAAACUUGCCCUGUUUCUGGGCAGAAUCCGAGUAGGGUUUAUCAAAACUGUUCCAACGGAUACAAUCAGAACCAGAAUAGGAGUUAUGGGGAAAGUAGUGAAACUUUUAACCAGAGACAACAACAUUGGCAAAGUAGUUGCUCUUCGUAUGGUACUGGCAGUGGUGUUCUUCUACAAGAGAAUGCUGGUAGUGGUAGUAAUCAUUUUCAGCAAGAUUAUAGUGGUCAUAACUCGUUGGAAGAAUUGGAUGCGAUUUGCAGAGAAGGGAAUGUGAAAACUGCGCUUGAUAUCAUUCAAUCAUGGAGAAAUGAGGGUUAUUUUGUGGAUUUACCCAGACUUUUGUGGAUAGCAGAGCUUUGUGGGGAUGCACAAGCUUUACAAGAAGCCAAAGUUGUUCAUGAGUUUAUCACUUCUUCCGUUGGGAUUUCAGAUAUCAGGGCCUACAACUUGAUAAUAGAAAUGUACUCUGGUUGUGGCUCUGUGGAAGAUGCAUUAACCGUUUUCAAUAGUAUGCCUGUGAGAAGCUUAGAAACUUGGUGUGCUAUUAUUAGGUGUUUUGCAAAGAAUGGGCUAGGGGAAGAUGCCGUUGAUAUGUUCACUCGUUUUAAAGAAGAAGGGAACAGACCCGAUGGUGAGAUAUUCAAAGAGAUCUUCUUUGCGUGUGGUUUUGUUGGUGAUAUUAACGAGGGACUGUUGCACUUUGAGUCGAUGAUCAAAGAGUAUGGAAUUAUCCCUUCUAUGGAACAUUACGUGAGUCUUGUUAACAUGUUGGCGGCACCUGGUUAUUUAGAUGAAGCCUUGAGUUUUGUUGAAUCGAUGGAACCACAUGUCGAUUUGUGGGAAACACUGAUGAAUCUAUCAAGGGUUCACGGGGAUGUAAUGCUUGGCGACCGGUGUCAAGAUAUGGUUGAGCAGCUUGAUGCAAGUAGAUUGAACAGAGAGUCAGGGGCGGGUCUUGUACCGGUCAAAUCAUCAGACUUGAUAAAAGAAAGGUUACAGAGAAUGGCGAAAGAGCCAAAGCUUGGAAUUGGACCUAUGGCAGCUGGAGAUAUUUCUCGUCUAGAGAACAGAGAAUACUAUAUGGCGUUGAAGAGUUUACAUGAGCAUAUGGUAGAAAGUGGUUAUGUACCCGAGUAUAAAAUUGCAUUGCACGACGUGGACCAAGAGAGCAAAGCCGAAAACCUUUUUAAUCAUCACGAGAGGCUCGCUUUCGUCUGGAAGUUUCUCAACACUCCUGUGCGAUCUGAAAUACGAGUCCUGAAAAAUUUGCGUGCUUGCGUUGAUUGCCAUAACGCACUGAAGUUGAUGUCGACAAUAGUUGGGAGAGUGUUGAUUUCUCGAGAUGCAAAGAGAUAUCACCAUAUGAAAGAUGGUGUUUGCUCUUGUGGAGAGUACUGGUAACAUGUUUAAACACACAGGACCAAAACAUAUUUGGGGUUCGUAUGGUUUUCUUGAUUAAUUUCAUUAGUAUUCUUUGC
Messenger RNA from Camelina sativa (false flax), 2164 nucleotides. The record is from RefSeq and is a predicted model, not a curated record. NCBI's taxonomy places the organism in Eukaryota, Viridiplantae, Streptophyta, Magnoliopsida, Brassicales, Brassicaceae.